Penicillium vulpinum is the source of this 1953-nucleotide messenger RNA. RefSeq lists its product as uncharacterized. The record is from RefSeq and is a predicted model, not a curated record. The coding region runs from base 1 to 1953 and encodes 650 amino acids. Gene Ontology annotation, cellular component: nucleus. Lineage: Eukaryota; Fungi; Ascomycota; Eurotiomycetes; Eurotiales; Aspergillaceae. The transcript is spliced from 5 exons.
AUGCCACCCCGCAAAUCGAAGAAAAAGCAGACGCGACUUGCCUUUGCGACUUCCACCGCUUCGCCUUCAGCGGAUGUGACUCCAGAGAAAAAUAAAUAUGCAACGCUCACGUACGACAACCCAAGCUUGGGCACAUACCGUCCUCCAAAGCCUCCGAAGGUCAAGAGGGAGACUUCGCCCAAAAGGAAACAGCCGAAGCUCCCCACUAAGACGGGGUCCGUUGAUAAAUCCACGAACGAACUGUUUGUAGAAGAUCGACCGGACAAUGAAUCCUUAGACGAACCUAUCAUCCCCGCCUCCCAGAAGAGAAAGCAAGCCGCGCCACCUGACAAUCUCGAAGUGGUGGUCCACAGCCCACCAAAGCGCGAGGACACCCAAGAUGUGAAGAAAGGCAAAUCGCGGAAAUCACAGCGAUCCUUACAAUUUUUAAAGGAACCUACUGAGAAUACAAAUGCUUCUGAUUCAGAGGAGCUAUCCCGGCCGCGCCGAACACACAAGCGAAAGGCCGCAACGUCACCUAUUGACUCCAGCGACUCAGAUGAGCCUGUAGCCUCUUCAGCGGCCAACCGGCGCAGGUUAACGCGCGGCGGUCAUUCUUCAAGCUCACCUGUUUUACUCAGCGACGAUGAUUCAAACGAGCCAGUGGCUCCUUCGACCGCCAAGAGGCGCAGAUUAGCAAGGUCAGCCAUAGUGUCCAAAAGCGACGACGAUGACUCGGACGAGCCUUCGCCCUCUUCGCCAGUGAAGAGGCUCCGACGUGGACAGGAGAAAGAAACAUCUCAAGCUCCUCACACUCCCCGCCACAUCUCGAAACAGGCUAGACUUGAUAUCGCAGAAGAUUUGGAGGACCUUCAAGAUUCAGUUGUUAAAAAAAGUCGAACUCGCGGCCGGAAUGUCGAAUCUGCCCGAGACAAGCGAAUGAGGCACCUUGAAGCCCUCCGCCGCAGACGGGCUGGUGUGAAAGAAGAGGACGUCGAAGAAGAUGAAGAUGAAGAUGAAGAUGAAGACGAAGACGGUUCAGAUGUGCAGGAGAUUAAACGACCUGGCAGCGAUGCCAGUCCCACUGCUCGUGGUCUCUGGCGGCAUCACGACGACGGUGACAGCGACAUGGAAUCAGCCAUUGAUCCCAACGAGAACCUUGACCGAUAUGAAGACGACUUUGUCCUAGAAGACGAGCAUGAUUUCGGUGUUCCCACUGAGGAGAUCCCCUUCGAGUUCACUCGGCAUGCAUAUAAGCAGCCGAAGGAGUACUUCCGCGACGUCAUCGGCUGGAUGGUGCAAAACAAGCUAAACCCGGCCUUCCCUCGCUCUGACGACAUGUACAAGAUGGCAUUCAUGAAGCUGGAAGAUGAAGUCAAGGGUCGGGCUGGUUCCCAGCUUAUCUCCUCCGUUUGGAACCCCGGUUUCGUCUAUGCCCUCCAGGCCCGACCGCACAUCGAAAUCGCUGCUUUCCCCACAGAGGAGAACCAUCCCUGCGAUGCUUGUAGGCGCUCUGGACAUCCCGCUUCUAGUGAUAUAAAGCUCUACGGGAAAGCGUAUUCCCUGGAGACGCUAGAGCCGCUGGAAGAUGAUAAUGAUGACAGUGAUGAGAAUUCCAAUAACCACAACGAUGGACAGGACCGUGACCGGGAUGGCCAUAUCAUUCCUCCUGAGAAUGUCCGGUAUUUCCUGGGAAAACAAUGCAAGGCGAGGGCCCAGCUCGCUCACACCCUCACACACUGGCGCUACCAUCUCAAUGAAUGGGUCAUCGACUUCCUCGAUCGUACGGGCCACAUGGAAGCCGAUGAGAUCCUCCGACGAAACGAUAUGAGCAUCAAGCGGAGGACGCGAAAUGCAAAUGAUGUCCUCGACAUGAUGACUGGAAGUGGUGAAGUCGAUAAGCUUUGGCGUGACUUCCAUAUUAAUCUCAAGUCUGCUCGCGAGAAAGAGGAUGCCAGCUUACCAGAGGGUUGA